AUGUUCCUGGAGCUGAUGAAGAACUCGCCAGACUCGGACGCCAUCAAGCUGCACUACUUGGACAAGUCUCUGGUGGGUGCGGCGACGGGCAUGAUCGACACGAAGACGCUUCAGGACAACAACUAUGCGCACGCGUGGGAGAUCCUCGAGGACCGGUACGAGAACCAACGCCUGAUCAUCGACAUCCACAUCAACGGAAUCUUGCAGCUAAAAAGGAUGGCGAAGAAGUCGUCAAAGGAGCUGCGAGAGCUGUACGAGGAGUGUUCGAGACACGUUGAGAACUUACGGUACCACAAGCAGGAGCUGCUGGGUGUAUCUGAGUUAUUCGUCGUCAACAUUCUGUCGUCUUGCUUGGAUCGUGAGACUCGUGAGCAGUGGGAAGCUACCGUUAAGAAGGGUGAACUCCCGAAGUAUGCGCAGACGAUCGAAUUCCUGAAGCAGCGGUGCGCCAUCUUGGAACGGUGCGAGCUAGCUGCCCCUGCGUCGUCUGCUGCCCGGUCGGCAGUUCCCAAGGCGGUGCAGUCCUCGAAGCCAUCGGCGAAGAUCACUUCGGCAGCCGCGACAUCCAACGAGGCGGAGUGCGAUCUGUGUGACGGGUCUCACGCGAACUACAAGUGUGGCUCGUUCCGCGGCAUGAGUGCAGCGGAGAGAUGGGCUAAGGUGCGUGAAGCGAGGCUGUGCUAUAACUGCUUGCGCAAGGGUCACCGAGCCGGACAGUAUCCGUCGGACCGAUCCUUCAAGUGCGGCGAGAAGCACCACAGCUUGUUGCACCAGGAGAAGAACCAGCAGCAAACCAAGCCGAAGCCAGAAGCGGCUCCGGUAUCAGCGAAGGUGCCAUCGGCAGUGUCAUCCGCCAGCGUGAAGGCUGGUCCCAGUGGCACGGGUGCGCCGGAAGUGAACGACGAGAACGAGCAGCAGGCAAAGUCGUGUUUCAGCAGCGGAGCGCUGAAGUCACCGCAGCAGGUUCUGCUGCAGACAGCCAUCAUCAACGUGGCGGACAAGGCCGGCGCACAUUUUGUCGGAGGCGAUGGCUCGAACCCUCGGCCUUACCUUCGAAAGUGCAACAUGACGGUCAUUGGAGCCAACGCAGUGAAGACGCAAGCAAAGAAGGGAGUCAACUUUACCUUCUCGUCGAGGUACUGUCAGUUCCAAGACAACAUCUCGUGCCUGAUUUCGGACAAGCCCACGGGACGGAUCCCGUCGGCAAGAAUCGAGACAGCUGCUUGGCACAUCCCGAGCGACGUGUUCCUGGCAGACCCGAAGUUCAGCGAGCCGCACGAGAUCGACCUGGUCAUGGCGUCGAACUACGUGUGGGACUUGCUGCGAACGGAUCGAGUGAAACUGGCGUACGGUACCGUGACUCUGCGUGAAACUGAUCUGGGCUGGAUCGUGACCGGCGUGUACGACCCGUUCCAGCAGCUGAGUUGCCAAGUCGUCCACUCGAACAUCACGCUGAAGGAUCAGCUGAACAACGCCAUCGAGAAGUUCUGGCUGGUCGAAGAACUUGCAGACAAGCAACUGCAAACCAACGAAGAACAGGAAGUGGAAGAGCACUUUCGCGGCACCCACGGCCGUGACGAAAGUGGCCGCUUCGUCGUCCAGUUGCCAUUCAAGGACACGGUUCUUGAGCUGGGAGACAACCGAGUCCAGGCGUUGAGGAGAUUCAACCUGCUGGAGUGCCGUCUGUCGCGCAACCCGGAACUCCGAGAACAGUACACGGCGUUCGUCGAAGAGUACGAGGCGCUGGGACACUGCAAGGAGAUUUAUGAGCAACAAGAUCCACCAGAAGUUUGUAAGUACUACCUGCCGCACCACGCUGUGCUCAAACCGUCCAGUUCGUCCACGAAGCUGCGGGUGGUUUUCGACGCCAGCGCCAAGGCCGGCAAGUACUCCCUGAACGAUGUGCUGAAGGUGGGAUCGACCGUCCAGAACGACCUGUUCUCCAUCGUUCUCCGGUUCCGUCGUCAUCCGGUCGCAUUCACCACCGACGUGGUGAAGAUGUAUCGGCAGGUGCGGGUGCAUCCGAGCGAUACGCCGUACCAACGAAUCUUCUGGAGGAAGGACCCGAACGAGCGCUUGCGAGUGCUUGAGCUGAACACCGUGACCUACGGAACGGCGAGCGCCCCGUUCCUCGCGACGCGGUGUCUGGUGGAGCAGGCGGAGUCGGCGAAAGGCCGGUUCCCAGCAGCCGCCAAGAUCGUGAUCGAGGACAUGUAUGUCGACGACAUGCUGUCCGGCGCCAGCAACGAGAAGGAAGCAGUGAAACUUGUGCUGGAAGUGAAGAAGAUCAUGGAAGAGGGAGGUUUCCCAGUGAAAAAGUGGUGCUCUAACUCAGAGCAAGUGUUGAAGUGUGUGCCUGAAGAAGAUCGGGAGAAGCCGAAACCAAUCGAAGAGUACAGUGCGAACGAAGCCAUCAAGGCUCUGGGUGUCCUGUGGGACCCACACGAGGAUGAGUUUCAUUUUGUGAACUGUUUGGAAGAGUGCGACGACAAACCAGUCUCGAAGACGAAAGUGUUUUCGGACAUCCUUAACCUGGCCAUGGUCUUCGUUUCGUACAUACACUUAAGACCCGAAGACCAUGCCCGGGUUAAAGUGUUUGACCCACUGGGCUUCGUAGCCCCAGUCAUCGUGCUGGCCAAAGUGUUCAUGCAGAAGUUGUGGGCCAGCAAGAUGGACUGGGCUACCGAACUAAACGAAGAGCUUCUGUGUGAGUGGUUCGAGAUUCGAGAGUCUCUAACAGCACUGAACGAUAUUCGUGUGCCGCGAUGCGUCGUGGUGCCCAACACGGUUCUGCACGAGCUGCACGGGUUUGCUGACGCGUCGACCGUUGCCUACGGGGCCAACGUCUACCUGCGGUGCGUCCGCGGGAAUGGGUCGGCCGAGGCCAACCUGUUGUGCGCGAAAUCCCGAGUGGCUCCGCUGAAGAAGCUGUCCGUGCCGAACCUGGAGCUGUGUGCAGCGCUGUUGCUUGCGCGGCUCGUCGUGAAGGUCAUCGAAACACUGGAUCUGGAGCUGUCCGUCAUCGAGCUGUAUUCGGACAGCCAGAUUGUGCUCGCAUGGCUGAAGAAAGAUCUGAAUCUCCUGGAGACCUUCGUGCGCAACCGCGUCAUCCAAAUCCUCAACCUCACAGGUAAGUUCCGAUGGAAUUACGUGAGGUCAGCCGACAAUCCGGCAGACAUCGUCUUUCGAGGGAUGAGUCCCAAACUCUUGAGUCGGUGUCCGAAGUGGUGGAAGGGGCUUCUACCGCUGACGAGCGCUGCCUACGUUCCUGAAGAACCCCCCGAACUCGAGGACGACGAGCUGCCAGGGCUGGUAGCCAUCGUCUACAAAGUCACCGUCGUCGAGGAGAUGCCGGUGUUCAAACGGUUCGGCGAGUUUCGGAAACUCCAGCGCGUGAUCUGCUACGUGCGCAGAUUCGUCCAGAACUGCAGGAACAAGAAGUCUGGACAACCAAGGACAACGUGCACCUACGUGACAGUUCCUGAAACGAGAGCGGCGUUUAAGUCCAUCAUCUGGUCGAUUCAAAUGGCAGCCUUACCAGAUGAGUUUUAUUUAGCGAAGACCGAACAAGCAUCCAGCCAGCUCGCGAGCCUGGCACCAAUCGUUGACGAGGACGGUCUGCUGAGAAUCGGCGGACGUCUGGAACAUUCGAGCCUCCCGUACGAGGCCAAGCAUCCCGUGAUCCUGCUUCGUCAUCACGUGACUACGUUGCUGGUCCGAGCGCUGCAUGUGGAGAACCUGCAUGUCGGCCCCUCCGGACUCCUGGCCAUCGUUCGACAGCAGUACUGGCCGCUGAAGGCGCGCAACGUAGUGCGCGACGUGACCCGCAAGUGCCUGCAGUGCUUCAAGGCCAACCCACGCAGGAUUGAACAGUUCAUGGAACAGCUUCCGGCGGAACGAGUGAACGUUGCCGCCCCCUUCGAGUACACCGGCGUGAACUACGCUGGACCUGUAACGGUGAAACAAGGCAAGUACAGACCCAAACUUACCAAAGCCUACAUCGCCGUGUUCGUUUGUCUGGUCACCAAGAACAUCCACCUGGAAUUGGUGUCAGACUUGACAACCGAGGCCUUCUUGGCCGCCCUGGAUCGCUUCGUCAACCGACGAGGCAUGGUGCGCAAGAUCUUUUCCGACAACGCGACAAAUUUCGUCGGGGCGUCACGAUCUUUGCGCGAAAUGCACGAGCUCUUCAAGCAGGACCUCCUAAAGCGUGGAAUCAAGGAUUUGCUCGUGCCCAAAGCCAUCGAGUGGAGCUUCAUCCCGCCCAGGGCUCCCAACUUCGGCGGAUUGUGGGAGGCGGGCGUAAAGAGCGUCAAGACACACCUGAAAAGAACGCUGCAGAACGCGGUGCUUACCUUCGAAGAAUUUGCUACCAUCUUGACGCACGUUGAAGCGGUCUUGAACUCUCGGCCGCUCUUCAGCUUGUCGGACAGCCCCGGAGAUCCUCUUCCGAUAACUCCGGCGCAUCUUCAACUCGGCAGGCCGCUGCGUCCUGUCGCCAAGCCCUCCCGUAGCGGUGUCGCGGACAACCGUCUGAACCGCUGGGAGUACCUAGACAAGCUUCGUGAGUGCUUCUGGGGCCGCUGGUCCAGAGAGUACUUAACGAGUCUGCAGAAUCGUGCGAAGUGGACCAAGAAAUCGCACAACCUGCAGCCCGGAAUGCUAGUCCUUCUCGUCGAAGACAACCUCCCGUCGCAGACCUGGAAGGUCGGCAUCAUCGUCGAGACUUACCCCGGAAUGGACGCGCUGGUGCGUGUCGUGGACGUGAAGACCGGUUCUGGAGCGGUCUUCAAACGGUCGGUUUCCAAACUGGCACCCUUGCCGACCGUGGACAACGACCGUCUUCUGGAGCGUUUCGGUACUUCGGAGUAG
Messenger RNA from Culex quinquefasciatus (southern house mosquito), 4872 nucleotides. RefSeq lists its product as uncharacterized. Bases 1 to 4872 code for a protein of 1623 amino acids. Gene Ontology annotation, molecular function: nucleic acid binding. Gene Ontology annotation, biological process: DNA integration. The record is from RefSeq and is a predicted model, not a curated record. NCBI's taxonomy places the organism in Eukaryota, Metazoa, Arthropoda, Insecta, Diptera, Culicidae. The transcript is spliced from 3 exons.